This is a messenger RNA of Candoia aspera, 2219 nucleotides long. RefSeq names its product potassium two pore domain channel subfamily K member 1 (gene KCNK1). The coding region runs from base 552 to 1562 and encodes 336 amino acids. Gene Ontology annotation, biological process: potassium ion transmembrane transport; stabilization of membrane potential. The record is from RefSeq and is a predicted model, not a curated record. Gene Ontology annotation, molecular function: potassium ion leak channel activity; outward rectifier potassium channel activity. NCBI's taxonomy places the organism in Eukaryota, Metazoa, Chordata, Lepidosauria, Squamata, Candoiidae. The transcript is spliced from 3 exons. Gene Ontology annotation, cellular component: plasma membrane.
UAAAAGCGACGGGAUAAUCCAAGAGGCAGGCAAAUGAAUGGGAGAAGCUCUCCUAUUUCGCCCGAACGGGUCAUUCCAGAAUAUACGGGAUUUUUUUUUUUUUUUGUGCGUGCCCGUUUCCUUUUCGUUUUGUUAGCAAGCUCCCCGCUGGAACCAGUUCAGCAGCUUCUGGUGACGCGCGGCCCAUUGCCGGUUACCUGAGCUGGCCACGUGAGCACCACAUCAUCGGCGCUUUUGAUACUGAAAGUCACCGAAAGAAGGAAACAGGAAAAGAGCGAGGCACAGCCCGGGACGAGGCGACGGAGAGAGGCACCUUUGCAUUUGGGGCGGGGGCGCACCGAGGCUGAGGACGCGCGGCGCAGCAGCAGCGAGAGCCUUCGGAGCCCCCUCCCUGGCCUUCCCUCGCCCUGCUUCACCGCUCUCCGAGGCCCCGGUUCCCGCGCUGAGCAGCCCGGGUCACUCAGGGACACGAGUCUUCCGCGAGCUCAGGGCACGGCGGCAGCGGUGGCGGGCUGGCGCUCGGAAGGACUGCGCGGCGCUGGCGGGGGAAGAUGCUGCCGUCGCUAGCGGGCAGCUCGUGCGUGCGGCUGGUGGAAAGGCAUCGCUCCGCCUGGUGCUUCGGCUUGCUGGUGCUGGGCUACCUGCUGUACCUGGUCUUCGGCGCUGUGGUCUUCUCGUCGGUCGAGCUGCCCUACGAAGACCUGCUGCGCCAAGAGCUGCGCAAACUGAAGCAGCGCUUCGUGGAGGAGCACCAGUGCCUCUCAGAGCAGCAGCUCGAGAGCUUCUUGGCGCGCGUCCUGCAGGCCAGCAACUACGGCGUCUCGGUGCUGAGCAACGCUUCGGGCAGCUGGAACUGGGACUUCACCUCGGCGCUUUUCUUCGCCAGCACGGUGCUCUCUACCACAGGUUAUGGUCACACUGUGCCUUUGUCAGAUGGAGGAAAGGCCUUCUGCAUCAUCUAUUCAGUCAUUGGGAUCCCCUUCACUCUGCUUUUCCUGACAGCAGUGGUCCAGCGCAUCAUAGUCUAUGUCACCAGGCGGCCUGUGCUGUACUUCCACAUCCACUGGGGUUUUUCAAAGCAAAUUGUGGCCAUCAUCCAUGCAGUGACUUUGGGCUUUGUGACCGUCUCAUGCUUUUUCUUUAUCCCAGCAAUAAUAUUUUCUGUCCUGGAAGAUGAUUGGAACUUCCUGGAAUCUUUUUAUUUUUGCUUCAUUUCUCUGAGCACCAUUGGCCUUGGCGACUACGUUCCAGGAGAAGGUUAUAACCAAAAAUUCAGAGAGCUGUAUAAAAUAGGAAUUACAUGUUACCUGUUGUUGGGCCUGAUUGCAAUGCUGGUGGUUCUUGAGACUUUCUGUGAACUUCAUGAACUCAAAAAAUUUAGAAAAAUAUUCUACGUGAAGAAAAACAAGGAAGAAGACCAAGUGCACAUUACAGAACAUGACCAACUGUCCUUCUCUUCAAUUUCAGACCAGGCAGCGUCCAUGAAGGAAGACCAGAAAGUAGAUGAGCCUUUUGUGACUCCCCAACCUGCAGUUAAUUGUGAUGGCUUUGUAAACAAUUAACCAAGGGCUUCCAUUCCAGUAUCAACAACAGUGCACUUAACAUUCUUGCAGUUAGAACUAGUACUAUUAAUGAAACUAUAGAGGCAGGAAUGCUAUGCUAUACUAUUCAUAUACUCAUAAUGCUUUGGGAUCUUUUACAAUUUAUGGGCCAAACAGUGUUUUUUUAUCACUGGCUCUACAUACCGGGAAUGUUGGCUGAAACCUAGUGUGCAGUUGAGAACCUCAGGAUUCAUGAUGUAUGCACAGUAUAUAAGAUAAGACUACCCUGUUCAGUCUCUUCUCCUCUUCCACUCCAAAAUAAACAAAAUACUUUUUAACAAAGAUGAGACUUUCUAAUGCCAACUUUAUGCAUGACAAGAAAUCUUUGGAAAGCAGAGUUAGUAAAUACACUUUCCAAGUAGUGCUGAACUGUAAGGGAAUAUUGUAGCCACGGCAUCACCUGGAAAAUAGGAUACUCUUCCAGAUGUCAGUCACUAAGGUAUGUGGCAGUGCAUAUGGCUGUCCCUUUGCAUUUAUCCCUACAGAGCCUAAAAGUGAGAACCAAGUUUAUUGUAUCUGUUAUGGGUAGUCUCAAUCACUCUAAUUCUGUGUUCAGCUGUGCACAUGUUUAGAGUUUGUCUUAGUAUGAAUAAGGCAGAUAGGCAGAUUUUGAAACAU